Messenger RNA from Kluyveromyces lactis, 255 nucleotides. RefSeq lists its product as uncharacterized. Bases 1 to 255 code for a protein of 84 amino acids. The transcript has a single exon. The record is from RefSeq and is a predicted model, not a curated record. Lineage: Eukaryota; Fungi; Ascomycota; Saccharomycetes; Saccharomycetales; Saccharomycetaceae.
AUGUCUAUGUAUAAGUUGAAUGGGAUGAAUAUGACACACUCUACUGGAUCCUUCUUGAAUAGUGCGCCAGUAGAGUUGACUAGUAUUAAGGGGUAUCAAGAUUUCAUUGCUAAGCAAAAGAAGUUGAAGAACCAAGUGACCACUCAGUUGAGUGAGGAUAAGAGUGUUGGUUACGUGUUGAACGAUUCCGAGGUGCUUGCUACCGUUUCUGGUGAAGCCAAGGAUUAUCUUUUGGCACUAAGUGGUGAGAAUUAG